GGAAGGCGCAGGGAGCGAAGGUGUUGUUUUUGUCCCUCUGUCAUAUGGUGUUUCUUGUUGCAAAAUAUACAGCGGUGUAAAAUUUGUUGGUAAAAUUUGGUGCAGUGCAUAUGAAGACCCAACUCGCAGCCUGAAAAUAGUUCAACAUGAAUAUAUCAGCGCUUUGGUGCUUACCCACUCUUCUGCUUCUCAUUGCCCUUGCUAUUGCUGAGGAUGACACAGCCGGUCCUGUAUACAUCCGGGAGCCUCCAAACAGGGUGGAUUUCUCCAACACGACUGGGGCAGUAGUAGAGUGCUCAGCGCGUGGCAACCCUGUGCCAGAGAUCAUCUGGGUUCGAUCUGACGGUACUGCGGUAGGAGACGUGCCAGGACUCAGACAGGUUUUACCAAAUGGAAAUCUGGUAUUUCCCCCUUUCCGAGCAGAAGACUACCGCCAAGAAGUUCAUGCACAAGUUUAUGUAUGUCUAGCGAGGAAUUCUGUUGGAACAAUUCACUCCAGAGAUGUCAACGUGAGAGCUGUGGUAGCUCAGUUCUAUGUUACGGAAGCCGAGAAUGAAUAUGUUAUCCGUGGCAACAGUGCAGUGAUGAAAUGCAAGAUUCCAAGUUUUGUGGCAGAUUUCGUCUCGGUUGAGUCGUGGGUUGCAGAUGACGGACAAACCCUUACUUACUCCACAACGUCUGAUAAUUACGAUGGAAAGUACUUGGUGUUACCAUCUGGAGAGCUUCAUAUUCGUGAUGUUGGUCCCGAAGACGGUUAUAAGUCUUACCAAUGUCGAACAAAACAUCGCCUCACUGGAGAGACAAGACUGAGUGCCACCAAGGGUCGUUUGGUCAUCACUGAGCCUACAAGUAACAUAGCCCCAAAGUCUCCUGCUGGAGGGAAGAAAUUUUAUGGUGGUGAGAUGGUAACUCCAUUCGUGGGAGAAGUUGCCUUUCUGACAUGUCAAGUUGUUGGGUACCCCGUCCCUAUGUUCCGGUGGUACAAGUUUGUUGAUGGUACAAUGCGCAAACAAGCUGUGACACUCGAUGACAGAGUGAAGCAAGUGAGUGGCACGCUCAUCAUCAAGGAAGCCAGAGUAGAGGAUUCUGGGAAAUACCUGUGCGUGGUGAACAAUUCCGUUGGGGGUGAGAGCGUUGAGACUGUCCUCACUGUCACAGCCCCACUUGCAGCUAACAUCGAGCCCACAACGCAGACAGUUGACUUUGGUCGCCCUGCUGUGUUCACAUGUAACUUUGAAGGUAACCCUAUCAAGAUGAUCAGCUGGCUUAAAGAUGGGAAGUCUCUGAGUCAUGAGGACUCAGUGCUGAGGAUUGAGUCAGUGAAGAAGGAAGAUAAAGGGAUGUAUCAGUGCUUUAUUCGCAACGACCAGGAGAAUGCGCAGGCUAGCGCAGAACUGAAACUGGGUGGACGAUUUGAACCUCCACAGAUCCGACAGGCAUUCAAAGAAGAAACCCUUCAGCCAGGUCCGUCAGUGUUCUUGAAGUGUAUUGCAUUAGGUAACCCCACACCAGAGAUAACAUGGGAACUUGAUGGGAAGAAGUUGUCUAACAGUGACCGAUUGCAGGUUGGCCAAUACGUGACAGUGAAUGGCGAUGUUGUCUCGCAUCUCAACAUCUCAUCAAUCCAUACCAAUGAUGGGGGACUGUACAAGUGUAUCGCAUCAUCCAAAGUUGGCUCAGUUGAACAUGCUGCCAAACUGAACGUGUUUGGUCUGCCAUUCAUCCGUCCCAUGGAGAAGAAGGCUAUUGUUGCAGGAGAGACGUUGAUCGUCACAUGUCCUGUUGCUGGUUAUCCUAUAGAAACUAUUGUCUGGGAGAGAGAUGGCCGUGUGCUGCCGAUCAACAGGAAGCAGAAAGUUUUUCCCAACGGAACUCUUAUUAUUGAAAAUGUGGAACGGCUAUCUGACCAAGCUACAUACACCUGUGUUGCGCGUAAUGCACAGGGUUACAGCGCACGUGGUACUCUUGAAGUUCAAGUCAUGGUUAUACCACAGAUCCUGCCGUUCUCGUUUGGCGCUGAGCCAGCAAAUGACGGAGAAAUGUCUGUUAUUCAAUGUGCUGUUGUGAAGGGCGAUUCUCCCAUUACCAUUGCUUGGAUUUUCAAUGGUGUUGAGAUCACUCCUGGCCAUCAGGGCAUAUCGUUGUCUAAGGCUAACCAACGAAUUAGUACACUGAGCAUCGAAGCUGUGCGUGCUCGCCACAGUGGGGAGUAUACCUGCAGGGCGAGAAAUGCUGCAGGGGAGGUGAACCACACAGCUCACCUUCAUGUUAAUGUCCUGCCUCACAUCAUCCCUUUUGAUGUCGAAGAAGAAGUAAAUACAGGAGACAGCGUGCAGCUGAACUGUCAUGUAUCCAAGGGAGACAAACCCUUGAAGAUCACAUGGAAUUUCCAUGGGGAGGAGUUGUCUUCACACAUGGGGAUCACAACUACGAAGGUUGGUGACAGGUCGAGCAUCCUCACGAUCGUAUCUGUCAUGGCAGCCCACAGUGGGAACUACACUUGCACAGCCCAGAAUGCAGCGGGAACAGCCAGCUAUACAGCCAUGGUCCAUGUGAACGUGCCACCAAGGUGGAUCCUGGAACCAACUGACAAAGCAUUUGCUCAAGGCAGCGAUGCUAAAGUUGAGUGUAAAGCCGAUGGGUUCCCCAGACCCCAGGUCACAUGGAAGAGGGCUGCUGGGGACACACCCGGUGAUUACAAAGAUCUGAAACCAAACAAUCCAAACAUCAAAGUGGAAGAUGGAACUCUCACUAUUAACAACAUCCAGAAAACUAAUGAAGGUUAUUACUUAUGUGAGGCUGUCAAUGGUAUAGGUUCUGGGCUGUCCGCUGUCAUUCUCAUCAGCGUGCAAGCACCACCACACUUUGAAAUCAAACUCAGGAACCAGACAGCUCGACGUGGUGAGCCGACAGUAUUGCAAUGUGAGGCCCGUGGUGAGAAGCCAAUUGGAAUCCGCUGGAACAUGAACAAUAAACGACUUGAUCCCAAGACUGAUACCAGGUACACAAUGCGAGAAGAAAUACUUCCAAAUGGUGUCCUGUCUGACCUCAGCAUCAAACAGACUGAACGUACUGACUCAGCACUCUUUACUUGUGAAGCAACAAAUGCAUUCGGAAUUGAUGAUACCAGCAUCAACUUGAUCAUUCAAGAGGUACCCGAAGUGCCUUAUGGCUUGAGAGUGUUGGACAAAUCUGGGCGUUCCGUUCAGCUGUCGUGGGCCGCCCCUUAUGAUGGCAAUUCUCCAAUCAAGCGUUAUCUCAUUGAGUACAAGAUCGCAAGAGGCACGUGGGAAGCGGACAUUGACCGUGUUUUGGUACCAGGGCAGCAGACAGUGGCUGGUGUGUUCAACCUUAGACCUGCCACCACAUAUCACUUGCGCAUUGUUGCUGAGAAUGAAAUCGGAACAUCAGAACCUUCUGACACUGUUCCCAUCAUCACUGCAGAAGAGGCUCCUGGAGGUCCUCCGACAGCUGUCAAGGUGGAAGCUGAGGACCAGCACAAACUCAAGAUCUCAUGGAAACCUCCAGAGAGGGAUCAGUGGAACGGCGAGAUUCUUGGCUACUAUGUGGGCUAUAAGCUCGCUUCUUCUGACAAGCCAUAUCUGUUCGAGACUGUUGAGUUUAGCAAAGAGGAAGGGAAAGAACAUCAUCUGCAGGUUGGCGAGCUGAAGACGUACACACAGUACUCAGUGGUGGUACAAGCAUUCAACAAGGUUGGUCCGGGUCCUAUGUCAGAAGAGACACGUCAGUACACAGCUGAAGGAAUUCCUGAGCAGCCCCCUCAGGAUACCACAUGCACCACCCUCACCUCACAGACAAUCCGAGUGUCGUGGGUCUCUCCCCCCCUCACUGCUGCAAAUGGUAUAAUCAAAGGCUACAAGGUUGUGUAUGGCCCCAGUGACGCAUGGUAUGAUGAAAACACCAAAGAUACAAAGAUAACUUCAUCAAGUGAAACCAUCCUUCAUGGCUUGAAAAAGUACACCAAUUAUAGCAUGCAAGUUCUGGCCUUCACAUCAGGUGGCGAUGGUGUUCGCAGUGCUCCAAUCCAUUGCCAGACAGAGCAAGACGUUCCUGAAGCUCCAAGUGCAGUGAAGGCUCUUGUAAUGUCAGGAGAUUCCAUCUUGGUGAGCUGGAAGCCCCCAGAGCAACCCAACGGCAUUGUAUCACAAUAUACCGUAUACGUGCGUGAGGACAGCGCAGAAGCCAAAGACGAAAAACCUAAGCUCACAAAAGUGCCACCUUUCCAAAUGAGUUUUGAAGCAUCAGAAUUGAAGAAAAAGGAGCGUUACGAAUUCUGGGUAACAGCAUCUACUAUAAUUGGUGAAGGCCAGCCAUCAAAAUCUGUUUCUUUGUCUCCAAGCAGUAGAGUUCCUGCUAAGAUCGCUUCAUUUGAUGACUCCUUCUCGGCAACAUACAAGGAGGAUGUUAAGCUGCCAUGUCUUGCUGUUGGAAUUCCUGCUCCAGACAUCCAGUGGAAGGUGAAGGGCGUUGCUUUCCAGCAGGACGAUCGCAUCCGCCAGCUGCCCGAAGGCUCAUUAUUCAUCAAAUCUGUCACACGUCAGGAUGCCGGAGAGUAUUCGUGCUCAGUGGAAAACUCAUUUGGACAUGAUACAGUCACUCACCAGCUUGUUGUUCACGCUCCACCACACUCUCCACAGGUUUCCUUGACAUCAAUGACAACCAAUUCAAUUACAAUGAAGUUGCGCCCCCAUCCUACUGAUACAGCCCCUCUACAUGGUUACACGGUUCAUUACAAACCUGAGUUUGGAGACUGGGAGACUGUUCAAGUCUCAAACCAAGCUCAGAAAUACACGCUCGAGAACCUGUGGUGUGGAUCGCGUUACCAAGUCUAUGUUACAGGAUAUAAUGGCAUUGGUACAGGUGACCCGUCAGACAUUCUGAACACACGAACCAAGGGCUCCAAACCCGUGAUCCCAGAAGCAGGCCGCUUUAUUGAGGUCUCCACCAACAGCAUCACACUGCAUCUGAGUGCAUGGUCUGAUGGUGGAUGUCCCAUGAUUUACUUUGUUGUGGAACACAAGAAGAAACUGCAUACAGAAUGGAAUCAGGUUUCCAACAAUGUCAAGCCUGGUGGUAACUUUGUAGUGCUGGACUUGGACCCUGCCAACUGGUACCAUUUGCGCGUUACCGCUCACAACAAUGCUGGAUUUGCGGUAGCAGAAUACGAAUUUGCUACACUCACCGUAACCGGAGGUACUAUUGCUCCAGCACGCGAGAUCCCUGAUCAAGGGGCCAAUUCCCCAAUCCGCAUCUUCCUCUCAAAUCUGAAUCUUGUGGUCCCUGUAGCAGCAGCUGUUCUGGUGAUAAUCAUAGCGGUUGUGGUGAUCUGUGUGCUGCGUGGCAAGAAUUCGCACCAGAAAGGUAAGCGGCAUCGUAUGUUGGGAACCAUUGCACCGCCCGAGCAGGAACACACGUCUGUGAACCAGUACUUCCCAUGGGUGCCGGAGUGGCUGGACCUCAACAUUGUUGUUCCCAUAGGGGCAACUGUAGUGGUCAUUAUAGUGGGCGUUGUUGUGAUCUGUGUCGCCUUGUCACGACGGUCCCGGGGUCCUGAACAGACUCGUCUCAGAGAUGAUGUUGCAUACAACCAGUCGGCUGGUGGGAAUUCUACAAUGGAUAAGCGACGCCCAGACCUUCGUGAUGAGCUCGGUUACAUUGCACCUCCAAACCGAAAGCUGCCACCUGUGCCGGGCUCCAACUACAAUACAUGCGAUCGCAUCAAGAGAGGUCAUUCAGGCUCCUUCCGCAGUCAUGCCACCUGGGACCCCCGUCACCCUCGCCACAUGUACGAGGAACUGAGCCUUCAUCCACCAGGCAUUCGUCGCAUUCCCGCCCACCCAGGCUCAGAUGAGACAGUGUACCACAGAGCAGGUAUGGAAGAUGAGAUCUGUCCAUAUGCCACCUUCCAUCUGCUAGGAUUCCGUGAAGAAAUGGAUCCUAACAAGGCAAUGCAGUUCCAGACAUUUCCACACCAAAAUGGACAUGAACGCACACACAGUGGCACCAUAGGCCCAAUGGGUCCCGGUGGGGUGGCUGGAAAUGGGCAUAUCCAUCAGCGUAGUGGGUCCCAGUCCAUGCCUCGAGCCAACGGACGUUACUCACGAGUAGCCAACCAGAAUGGUGCUGCCAACUUUGCACCUGGACCAGAGUAUGAUGAUCCCGCCAACUGUGCUCCCGAAGAAGAUCAAUAUGGUAGCCAGUAUGGCCAGUACGGUGCUCCUUAUGAUCACUACGGCAGUCGAGGUUCUGUCAGCCGACGUAGUGUAGGUUCUGCCCGUAACUUGCCCUUGUCUGGGAGCCCUGAACCCCCUCCACCUCCUCCAAGGAAUCAUGACCCUAACAGUUCGUCUUUCAACGACUCCAAAGAAAGCAACGAGAUCUCAGAGGCAGAGUGUGACCGUGAUCAGCUUGUAAAUCGCAAUUACGGAGUAAAUGUCAGGGCCAACAACAAGGACUUGACUACAGAGGAAAUGAGAAAGCUCAUAGAGAGGAAACCAAACGAAGCAGGGCACCAAAACGGACUCACAGUCACACCCUACGAUACUUUGGCAGUGUAACCUUUAGUUCCAGAUGCAGGAAAUACAGCUGUGCCAUCGUCUGUUGCAAAUGGAACCAGGAAGCAUCAAUUAAGCUCUUUAUUCCUCUGACAUCAGAAUCUGUUUUCCAUAAGGGUUACAUUCCUGGUUCCAAUUUUCAACAUUUUCAAAUUAUUGUUUUGUCCAAUUUUAAUAUCUUUUUUUUUUUUUUAUUAUUUAUGUAACUUUUUAAACAGUAACAUCAUGUGUCCAUGUUCCCAUGUCGGCUAGGGAAGGCAAUUGAAAUGAUUCUCUGGCAGAUCUCCUUGAUAUUUGCUUUUGAGUUUGAUUUAAAUGAAAGCUCAAACUUUGUGACAUGUGAUAUUUUGUCGUGUAUGUAUGUUUUAAGUGUCCACCCAAAAAGAAAAUGACAGUUAAUCCUUGGAUGUAAUGAAGUGUAAUCAAUUUUCAGAAUUAUCAAAUUUUAUCUGAACAGCUUCAUGUACUAACCAUGACGGUACUGUGCUUUGAUUUGUUUACAUCAUAUUCUGAAUGUCGUCUUCAUAACAUUGUAUACUCUACUACUGUUGUUAGCAUUUAGCAUGUAAUGUUUUUUGUCAUGAUCUACACGACCUCGUCGGUUAGUGUGGCUAUGAUUAUUUAUGCAUUGAGUCCUUUUCUGAUAUUUUGAAUGAAACCCACGAAGAGAAAGACCUUGCUGUAGGAACGUGAGAUUAUCCUUUAGCUUUGCUGAGUAGAGUUUUGUUUCGUUGGCUGUAAUGUAUAAUACUAAUGUAUCGAGUUCGUACUUUCCAGGGUUGUUCUUAUACGCAGUAGUCCAUAAGUUUCAUGAAUGCGGGAGCGCCAUAAGUUAAUCACAUGUCGUAAAAGUUAAGCAGAAUGCAUUCAUUAUAUUAUGCAUGCAACAAACAUAGCAUAAACCAUAUAUUAACAAAAAUAAGCUUCUAGCAGAAGUCACAUGGCUAUAUUACAGAAUAUAGUAAGCGCUUUGAAAAUGUGUUUAAACGUUUUAGGUAAUACUGUGUUUUACAUAAUCUUCGAGACAACAAUAUUCAUAUAGUGUUCUUUUUUCUGUGUGUUUGUAUUUAUGUGGGUUGUAAACGUUUACUGACAGAUUUUCCAGGAGUUUCUUGCAUUACAUGAGUAUUGUAUUUUGUAUGAUUAGGAUUUUAAUAGUUUUUAGAUAGAAUUUCUAGCAUAUUAAUUCCUUUAAGUUUUAAUUGAAUGAUUAGAUGUUUCUAUUUGUAUAAUUAAAUUUUUGGAACGUAGGCUACUCCACUCAGUGAUGCAAGAGAUCUGAUGAGCAAAAGAAACAAGAGCCACAAUAUUUAUAUGGAAGGAGUCCUCGAACUGUUAAAUUUGUUUAUAAAUCUUUGAAAUCAUGUUGGGUUUUCUGUUCCCUGGGUUUUGGGGACUACCGUAUUAAGUGUGAAAUGAGCUAUUUGUACCAAAGUUGUAGAAGUAAUGAAUUUUUUGUGUUAUUAAAGAUUUACAGUCAAAUCCUUAAA
Messenger RNA from Cryptotermes secundus, 8065 nucleotides. RefSeq names its product Down syndrome cell adhesion molecule-like protein Dscam2. The record is from RefSeq and is a predicted model, not a curated record. Lineage: Eukaryota; Metazoa; Arthropoda; Insecta; Blattodea; Kalotermitidae. Gene Ontology annotation, biological process: dendrite self-avoidance; axon guidance; homophilic cell-cell adhesion. Gene Ontology annotation, cellular component: axon; plasma membrane. Gene Ontology annotation, molecular function: cell-cell adhesion mediator activity.